AUGAAUGAUGAUAAUGAUAACUGUUUGGGUUACACGAAAAUGGAAGCUUCUUCUGCAUUCUGCUACGGUGUAUUUCACCCAUCUUUCUCAGUGAUGCCUCUCAAAUCUGACGGUUCCCGUUGCAUCAUGAAACCCCUCUCUACAUCACACAAUCAAGUCAUGGUACCAAAUUCCUCUCCAAGACUGGAGGAUUUCUUGGGUGGUGCAACUCAUCCAUAUGGAAGCCAUGAAACAGAAGCCAGGGUUCUCAGUUUAGACAGCAUGUUUCAUAAUCAAGAACCCUUUAAGGAACAAAUAGGAGAAGAAAUUAAUCAAGUUCAACAGUAUUAUUCUGCACAAGGGAUUCAGUAUCAUGGUACGUACGAGGCAACAGAUGAACAGCAAUCACACAAGGAAACUCAGCUUGUUAACUAUAAAACUCUAGUUCCUCCAAUGUAUGAGUCUGAGAGUGAAAUGCCAUGUUUGAAAACCUGGGCUGCACUUGAACAACAGGUGAAUCCGAGCAUGGUUGGUGUUGAUGUGGAGUCAUUGAGCUUGUCAAUGAGUCCUGCUUCUCAGUCAAGCUGUGUAACUGCUUCAAGACAAAUUUCACCCACUGAGACUCAAGUUUUGGGCAUGGAAAACAGGAAAAGAGUAGCUGAGAAAGCGGCAUCAAAACCAAAACUUCAGAGGAAAGCCGUUGAUAGUUUUGGUCAGAGAACAUCACAAUAUAGAGGUGUAACCAGACAUCGGUGGACAGGUAGAUAUGAAGCACAUUUAUGGGAUAAUAGCUGCAAGAAGGAAGGCCAGACUAGGAAAGGAAGGCAAGUUUAUCUUGGAGGUUAUGAUAUAGAAGAAAAAGCCGCAAGAGCAUAUGAUCUUGCUGCACUAAAGUACUGGGGACCUUCAACACAUAUCAACUUUCCGUUGGAAAACUACGAGAACGAAGUUUUACAUAUGGAAAACAUGAGCAGACAGGAAUUUGUCGCACAUUUGAGAAGGAGAAGUAGUGGAUUUUCAAGGGGUAUUUCAAUGUAUAGAGGAGUAACAAGGCAUCAUCAGCAUGGAAGAUGGCAGGCUAGGAUUGGCCGCGUUGCAGGGAACAAAGACCUCUAUCUUGGAACUUUUGAAGCUUAUGAUAUUGCUGCAAUCAAGUUCCGGGGCGUAAAUGCUGUCACCAAUUUUGAUAUAUCGAGAUACAAUGUGGAAAAAAUCAUGGCAACUGAUACUCUUCCUACUAGAGAAUCAGCACGGCAAAACAAGGAGAUGGAUCCUUACAAAACAGUAGGUCCGGAAGACGAGGAAUGUCGUCUGGUUGAGAAUGUCGGAAAUGUUACUAAUCGGAAAAUGGUGCAAAAUGCUUCUAUCGAAUCACUUGGCGAGAAAACUAUGAAUUGUCAAAGUUCGUCUUUCUCAGGGGCUCUGCAAGAUCUGAUUGGUAUUGAAUCAACCAAUCCCCGGAGACAAAACUCUACGCGUCCAUUGUCUUUAGUUACUGGUUCGAAGGAAACAAGCCUGGAUAAAACAGGAGAGUCUGUUUUCUUUGCUAGGCCUACCUUGACAACUAACUACACCAACCCCUCAACCAAUGUCAAUUCUUGGAUCCCCAUGGCUAACUUGCCGGUUUUUGCUUCUUGGAAUGAUAUCUGA
Fraxinus pennsylvanica is the source of this 1629-nucleotide messenger RNA. The record is from the annotation of a GenBank genome assembly. NCBI's taxonomy places the organism in Eukaryota, Viridiplantae, Streptophyta, Magnoliopsida, Lamiales, Oleaceae.